Molecule: messenger RNA, 2396 nt
Organism: Erpetoichthys calabaricus (reedfish)
Lineage: Eukaryota; Metazoa; Chordata; Cladistia; Polypteriformes; Polypteridae
Product: FERM domain-containing protein 7
Exons: 14
Coding region: 123-2252 (709 amino acids)
Cellular component (GO): cytoskeleton
Molecular function (GO): cytoskeletal protein binding; guanyl-nucleotide exchange factor activity
Source: RefSeq, a predicted model, not a curated record
CGUGUCAGUGCGUUUGACUCAGGAAACGACGCAGAUGAUCUAAAGUAUACAGGAUGGGGGAAAUGCAUCCUUUGCUUGACAAUUUAAACUGUAAGCGGUAAUUACUCAGCUGAACAUUUGCAAUGUGUGACAGCAGAGUUAAACUGGACUUCAUAAAGUCCCAUGAAAAGACUGCUAUUGCAAAAGAAAAAGGAACAAAUUAUGGAAUGAUGAUCCUGAAAGUGCUUCUCCUGGAUGAUUCCGAACAGAUAUUUACAGUUAAGCCAACCAUUUUAGGAAAGGACUUCUACAGCAAAGUGUGUUGUCAUUUGAAACUUUUAGAAAAAGAAUAUUUUGGCCUUGAGUUCAAGAAUCACAGUGGAAAUUAUGUAUGGUUGGAACUAUUGAAACCAGUUGCAAAACAAGUUAAAAAUCUGGGCGAUGUUUCCUUCAGAUUCAGAGUGAAAUUUUUUCCCCCAGACCCAGGACAACUACAAAAGGAAUUAACAAGAUAUUUCUUUGCAUUGCAUAUAAAACAAGAUUUAGCUAAUGGGAGACUUCCUUGUAAUGACAGCAGUGCAGCACUUCUGGUGUCUCAUAUAUUACAAUCGGAGUUGGGGGAUUUUGAUGAAGAAGUUGACAUUCAACAGCUUAAAUUUAAGCAAUAUCUCCCAAUCCAGGAAGGUCUAUGCUAUAAGAUUAUGCAAUUGCAUAAGAAGCACAGAGGAAACUCACCUGCAGAUUCUGAUAUUCAUCUUCUGGAAAUAACUAGGAAGCUAGAUAUGUAUGGAAUCAGGCCACACCCUGCUAAUGAUGGAGAAGAAAUGAAGAUUGAUCUGGCUGUAACUCAUAUGGGAGUGCUUAUUUUUCAGGGCAACACGAAAAUUAACACUUUCAGCUGGGCCAAAAUUCGCAAACUAAGUUUUAAGAGGAGAAAUUUUCUGAUCAAGCUUCAUGAAAAAAUCUUUUCAUCUCUUAAGGACACCGUGGAAUUUACGAUGGCAAGCAGAGACAUCUGCAAGGCAUUUUGGAAAUUGUGUGUUGAAUAUCAUGCCUUCUUUAGGCUUUCAGAAGAGCCUAAAAUAAAACAGAAGUCUAUUUUUUACAGUAGAGGAUCUUCUUUCACAUACAGUGGACGAACCCAGAAACAACUUUUAGAGUACUUGGAAGAAGAAGAAAGGAAAUGCCUGCCAUUUGAAAGGAAGCACUGCAAAACACUUUAUAAUUCCCGACAUUAUAGAUCAUCUCCAGAUCUUCUAACAAAUGCAUCAAAACAGACCUUCUUAAAGUCUAACUCUUCUGACAGAAAUAAAAGUUACAAUGAACAGGAUCCUCUGUUUGAUGUUGGAGGAAAAUGGAGUAAAUCUGCUGUUGAAGUGGUUUUUGCUACAGAACUGGAGCGUUCUAAACCCCAAGCAGGGCCUGAUUCUUUCAACAAGCCAAGAAGCAGCUCCUUUUCUUGUUUUGAGGCCAAUGACAACACCAAUAUCUUAAAGAACCAGCAAACACAUUUGUGUUAUACCCAGUGCAACAGAAUUACACAGGUAAAUCAGAGUAGACGGGUAACAAACCUGCAGCUACCAAGUCAUAGAAACAUCCCAAAUUACAGAGCUCCCUGUUAUCAAAAAGAAGGUCUAAAUAAAAGUGCUUCUACCUUCUUGAACCGACCAGCUCAGUUUCACAGACAUGUUUCUGCAGUAGAAGACAUCCUCAGAUCCUCAAGCGUCUUUAAUCAAGAAUCUAUGUCUGCACCUAAUAAGGACAGUCAUAAAUAUAGACAAAAUGAACUUCACCAAGUCAAAGUUACAAGUUGUGGCAGUAGAAUAAAUAUUGGAAAAGAAGAUCUCCAACAAAUGACUGAAAAUUUAAAUUGCCAAAUGUCAGUUCCUAAAAGAUCAUGGAGCCAGACAGAUAUGAAAUUUGUUCAUAUGUCUCAAAGUAGAGAAUUAAUAUAUCAUGGACAAUAUAAUCAUAUGAUUAUGAGCCCAAGUCGAGCGAGCCAUGGCUUUCCUUUGCAUGCAGCUGCAGAUUCUAAAAGCCAGUUCUGUUUGGUAGAAACAUGUGUUUGUUGUAGAAAAGAUUUCAGUGAUACCCAAUUUGAUCUCUUUUAUCCAAACUGCAAUCCUUUAAUAAGAAAAAGUGUUAAAGAUGCUCCUCUUGCCAGAAUGCGAAUUUCUUCAGGAAGUCUGCAGUUGAAUGAAACAGAGGAAAAAUAUUUCAAUAUAAACAACUAUGAAGGAGUGAGCCCAUAUCCCACCACCUACCAGUUCUAAAUAUGUUGUAUUUUAUUAUUUUGUGAUUUUCCUGCAUAUUGCCCAUAUUAUGCUUGUUGCUGCAUAUCUGCUUUACUUGUAAUAUGUACAAUUGUUUCUAAAACUGCAAAUCUUAUAAAAUACUGCUUGUCAAGAAAUUAUUAC